Mangifera indica (mango) is the source of this 1220-nucleotide messenger RNA. Its product is annotated as peroxidase A2-like. The transcript has 4 exons. Gene Ontology annotation, molecular function: heme binding; peroxidase activity. Lineage: Eukaryota; Viridiplantae; Streptophyta; Magnoliopsida; Sapindales; Anacardiaceae. The record is from RefSeq and is a predicted model, not a curated record. Gene Ontology annotation, biological process: response to oxidative stress; hydrogen peroxide catabolic process. Bases 86 to 1126 code for a protein of 346 amino acids.
GCUUCUAAGAGCUUCAUACAAGUUCCCUUGGAACAAAUUCUACUUCUUGUUUCAUUAUUACUAUUAUUAUUAUUUCUGAGAGAAAAUGUCUUCUUUUCGCUAUCUAUUUGUAGUUGCACUAUUUUGUGGACUUGUGCUUGAAGGAUCAUAUUCUCAGGCUCAACUGAGUCCAAAUUUUUACGCUGCAACUUGCCCUUUUGUGUACAGCAUUAUACGUGGAGUGCUCUUAAGAGCCUUUCGUUCCGAUCCCAGAAUUGGCGCUAGCCUCCUUCGCCUUCAUUUUCACGACUGUUUUGUCCAGGGCUGUGAUGCAUCAAUAUUGCUCGAUGGCACUGAUACAAUCGACAGCGAGAAAGGAGGUCUUGGAAAUAACAACUCAGUGAGAGGCUUUGAAGUUAUUGAUGAAAUGAAGGCCGCUGUGGAAAUGGCCUGUCCUGGAAUUGUUUCCUGUGCGGAUAUUCUUGCCAUUGCAGCCGAAGAAUCUGUCCUUUUUUCAGGAGGACCCUCAUGGCCAGUUCUUUUAGGAAGAAGAGAUAGCACAACAGCUAACCGAACUCUUGCCAAUCAAAAUCUUCCAGGACCCAAUGAAUCCCUUGAUGGACUCAAAGCCAAGUUCCAAAAUGUUGGCCUCAACGGCAAUACUGAUCUAGUUGCAUUAUCUGGAGCUCAUACAUUCGGAAGGGUACAGUGUCAAUUAUUUAUUGACCGAUUAUACAAUUUCAAAAACACAAAUCUUCCAGAUCCAACCCUAGACGCAACCUUUUUACAGGAGCUUCGAGCUUUAUGCCCAAAAGGAGGAAAUGGCAGUGUUUUGGUUAAUUUCGAUGCCUCAACUCCAGAUGCUUUCAACAAUGAUUAUUUCACCCGUCUUCAACAAAACAAGGGCCUUCUUCAGAGCGACCAAGAGCUGUUCUCAACUCGCGGUGCUGAUACCGUUGACAUUGUCAAGCUCUACAGCUCCAACCAGGGAGCUUUCUUUCAGAGCUUCGUGGUUUCAAUGAUCCGGAUGGGAAACCUGAGCUCUCUGAUGGGAAGUCAAGGCGAAGUUAGAUUGAAUUGCAGAAGGGUUAAUGGAAAUGGAAUUUCAAGUGUGCUUAAUGGUGAUGACAUGAUUACCUCUAUGUAAGUGAAGGUAGAAAGGAUGGUGUGAAAAUGAUUUGGGAUGUUGUUUGUAAUGUUUUGAAAGUUAUUAUUUGUUCAAAGAGAGUUCGUGUUUCACA